UCUUGUCUCUCUCUCUCUACAGUGCUGCUUCUUCUGCUUCCAACUGCUUCCGAUAGCCGCCCCCUUCUCUCGUUCUUCCCAAUUCAAACUUCACUGUUACAAACUCUCUCUCUCUCUCUCUCUCUUCUGGGUCUGUGGGUCUGAAGCGAUAGGAGGAGGAGGAGGAAAUGGGGGCGGGUCGAGAGGCGUCGAUCUCGCUGGACGGCGUGAGGGACAAGAACGUGAUGCAGCUCAAGAAGCUCAACACCGCCCUCUUCCCCGUCCGCUACAACGACAAGUACUACGCCGACGCCAUCGCCUCCGGCGAUUUCACCAAGCUAGCAUAUUACAAUGACAUUUGUGUUGGAUCAAUUGCUUGCCGUCUUGAGAAGAAGGAAGGCGGGGCAAUCCGUGUAUACAUAAUGACGCUGGGUGUUUUAGCGCCAUAUCGUGGGCUAGGGGUUGGUACUAGGUUGUUGAAUCAUGUUCUUGAUCUUUGCAUCAGGCAGAACAUUUCAGAGAUCUACUUGCACGUGCAGACUAACAAUGAGGAUGCCAUCAAUUUCUAUAAGAAGUUUGAAUUUGAAAUUACAGACACAAUCCAGAACUAUUACACGAACAUUAGCCCACCAGACUGCUAUGUCCUCACCAAGUUUGUUUCUCAGCCCUAAGGAAAGAAAUGACAAAUUUGCGGAUUGGUUGGUUCUUGAAGUUGGGAGGUCUUGGUCAGUGUGCCAUAUUAGUUUACAACAGUGUCAUUGGGGACUCUCUCUCUCUCUCUCUCUCUCUCUCUCUCUUCAUAUUCUUGAUUCAAUUACUUAAACUAUUAAGUCACAUCUGAUGCAUUGCUGAAAAUUGAGUUACUCUUGCAACUUGUUUUUUUCCUUUUGUUACAAAGAGAAAAAAAUCUAAAUACUCUCUAUUAC
Molecule: messenger RNA, 905 nt
Organism: Rhodamnia argentea
Lineage: Eukaryota; Viridiplantae; Streptophyta; Magnoliopsida; Myrtales; Myrtaceae
Product: N-alpha-acetyltransferase 50
Exons: 3
Coding region: 168-650 (160 amino acids)
Biological process (GO): mitotic sister chromatid cohesion
Cellular component (GO): cytoplasm; NatA complex
Molecular function (GO): N-acetyltransferase activity
Source: RefSeq, a predicted model, not a curated record